This is a messenger RNA of Lactuca virosa, 897 nucleotides long. The record is from the annotation of a GenBank genome assembly. NCBI's taxonomy places the organism in Eukaryota, Viridiplantae, Streptophyta, Magnoliopsida, Asterales, Asteraceae.
AUGCUCUUGAUUUCCAUUGAUGUAGCAAAGAAGAUCGGAUUGCCAUAUCCAAUACCUUUCUAUAGCCAGAAUGGAUCGACGGAGGUGCUCCUCCGUGGGGUGAAUCUAGGGUCAACCGGAGCCACCAUCAUGAGCAACCCAACCAACUCAGUCCUCCAGUCCCUCAACCAGCAGCUUCGCCAAGCAUUUGAGAUUUUUCAGCUACUACAACUGGAACUUGGCCAAGAAACCGCUACUAACUUCAUCCAAUCCUCCACCCUAUUCUACCUCUCUUUUGGCAAAGACGACUACAUUGAUAUCUUCCGCAGCAAGUCCGCCAAGAGUCCAGGAUCAAAUGAAACGCAGCUGUCACGUAUUUUGGUGGAUCAAAUGACUAACGCAAUCCAGUAUCUGUAUGGUUCAAGUGUGAGGAAGUUUGUAUUUAUGGGGAUACUGCCUUUAGGAUGUGCACCUAGGUUUUCUCAAUGGACGAAUAAUGCAGUGAGUGGUGGUGGUCACAGUGGAGAUAGGGUGGUUUGUGCAGAUGAGAUCAACAAUCUUAUAUUGGAGUAUAAUGCUUUUCUGGAAAACCGUAUUAUAAGCCUUAAUGUUGAAUUAGCUGAUGCACAGUUGAUUUUUUGUGACGUUUAUCGCAUGAUGAUGGAGAUCAUCAAAAACCCAAACGCAUAUGGAUUUGAGAAUGUGAAUAGUGCAUGUUGUGGGAUAGGCAUGGAUAAUGGGAUGAGUGGCUGCAUGUCCAUGAACAUGGUUUGCAAAAACCCUUCAACCUAUGUUUGGUGGGAUCUAUUCAACCCUGGACGUGUAGUCAGCUCACUGCUUGCUGACUCAGCCUGGUCAGGCCAAUUAUUGCCCGACAUUUGUCGCCCUACCACUCUCCAGAAGCUGGUAUUUUCUUGA